AUGGCCAUCCGUCCCAUCUCUGAUGCCGCCGCCGAAAAGGCAGCCGCCUCGAUACACCAACCCAGAGACCCCAACACGCUAUCCAACUACAACGCUUGGAGGACGAAGCGUACCACCGCCGACUUCAACAUCGACUUCGACGCCAAGAAAGUCGUCGGCCAUGUUACCCUUUCUCUCGCUCGACUGGCCAAAGAACCCAAGAUUGUCCUCGACACCAGCUAUCUCGACAUCACCAGCGUCGAAGUCGCCGGCAGCAAGGCCGACUAUGAGCUAGCACCGUCCCGGAUGGAGCCAUACGGCAGCCCUCUGACCAUCCAAGUCGACGACAAGCACGCCAACGAGGACGAGUUGGACGUCCGUAUCGGCAUGCAAACCACCAAAGACUGCACGGGCCUGCAAUGGUUCGACCCAGCUCAAACGAGCAACAAGAAGCAUCCUUAUAUGUUCUCCCAAUGUCAAGCUAUCCACGGCCGCUCCCUCUUCCCCUGCCAGGAUACUCCAGAUGUGAAGUCGCAGUACACCUUCAACAUCCGCUCUCCGCUUCCUGUCCUUGCCUCUGGCCUCUCCACCGGUGCGAGGGACUUCCAACCCGGCAAGGAUGGCAAAUCAGGCCCUCGAUCGACGGUCUGGACCGGGCCAGAGGAGCUACAAGAAUGCCAGUGGGAGUUUGAACAUGACACCGAGCCCUACAUCCAAGCCGCAGAGAAGAUCGUCUACCCCUACGCCUGGACGACCUACAACGUCCUCGUCCUUCCCCCCUCCUUCCCCUACGGAGGCAUGGAAAAUCCCAUGUACACCUUCGCAACCCCAACCCUCAUCUCCGGCGACCGCCAGAACGUCGACGUCAUCGCCCACGAGCUCGCGCACUCCUGGUCCGGCAACCUGGUCUCCAACGCCUCGUGGGAGCACUUCUGGCUCAACGAAGGCUGGACCGUCUAUCUCGAGCGCCGUCUACAGGCCGCAGUGCACGGGGGAGAUCAGUACCGCGACUUCAGCGCCAUCAUCGGGUGGACGGCGCUCCGCGAGGGGAUUGAGAGGUUCGGUGAGGAACACGAAUUUACGAAACUGAUUGUCGAUCUCAAGGGCAAGGAUCCCGAUGAUGCGUUUUCGACUAUUCCAUACGAGAAGGGCUCGACGUUCCUAUACUAUCUCGAGAAGCUUGUUGGGAAGCAGAAGUGGGACAAGUUCAUCCCGCACUACUUCACCACCUACAAGGAACGAAGCGUCGAUAGCUACGAGUUCAAAGCCACCCUCCUUGACUUCUUCGCCUCGGACGCCGACGCCUCCAAAAAGCUCAACGAUCUCGACUGGGACACAUGGUUCUACAAGCCCGGCUACCCACCCAAACCCGACUUCGACACCACACUAGCAGACCAAUGCUACGCCCUGGCCGAGAAGUGGAAAUCCCUCAACUCCUCCUCCUCCUCAGACUUCACCCCAUCCCCCUCCGACAUCUCCAACUUCACCGCGAACCAAAUUGUAGUCUUCCUCGAAGCCCUCCUCGCCCCCUCCCCUCCCCUCACCCCCUCGCUCGUCGAGAAAAUGGGCUCCGUCUACGGUCUCGCCGCCUCCAAGAACGUGGAGCUAGUCUCGCGCUACUACCUCGUCGGGCUCCAAGCGAAGACAGAAAGCCUGUACGAGCCAGCGGCGGAGCUGGUAGGGAAAGUCGGAAGAAUGAAGUAUGUGCGCUGGUUGUUCCGGGAGCUGAUGAAGGUGGAUUUGGCGUUGGCGAGGAGGACGUUUGAGGGGAAGAGGGAGUUUUACCAUCCGAUUUGUCGCGGGAUGGUGGAGAAGAUGUUUAGGGAGUUUGAGGGGGGUGGGGAGGUCAAGUAG
Saxophila tyrrhenica is the source of this 1833-nucleotide messenger RNA. It is a transcript of the gene LAP2, whose product is annotated as Leucyl aminopeptidase yscIV. Gene Ontology annotation, molecular function: zinc ion binding; epoxide hydrolase activity; aminopeptidase activity. Bases 1 to 1833 code for a protein of 610 amino acids. The transcript is spliced from 2 exons. The record is from RefSeq and is a predicted model, not a curated record. Gene Ontology annotation, cellular component: cytosol. Lineage: Eukaryota; Fungi; Ascomycota; Dothideomycetes; Mycosphaerellales; Extremaceae.